Messenger RNA from Osmia bicornis bicornis, 2160 nucleotides. RefSeq names its product 3-oxoacyl-[acyl-carrier-protein] synthase, mitochondrial. Gene Ontology annotation, biological process: fatty acid biosynthetic process. Lineage: Eukaryota; Metazoa; Arthropoda; Insecta; Hymenoptera; Megachilidae. The record is from RefSeq and is a predicted model, not a curated record. The coding region runs from base 507 to 1829 and encodes 440 amino acids. Gene Ontology annotation, molecular function: 3-oxoacyl-[acyl-carrier-protein] synthase activity. The transcript is spliced from 3 exons.
UCAAUUGAAGAAGUUGAUGCCUGAAUUCAAUCAGUGACUACAUAUUGCUACAUGUCCAACAAGACUAAACAUGACUUUAUUCUCUAGGGGUCUUGAAUUUAUGCCUCGAAAGUGAGUGCCAUUUACUUUACCCUGCUAUAAAAAUGAGUGAAGAUAACUGCAGACGAAAUUCAAAUUCUGCAUCGGUAAAACAGCCCACGUUUGAUCGUCGAGGCCGCUUCACAUACACGAGUUGCGAAUGAAACGAAUGAACUGCGCUCUACUGCAAGUUUUACUAAUGUAUAUACAAUACCAUUCGACUAAAGUUUUGUACCGUAAAAGACCGUGUUUAUUAUAAGGUUUAGACGAAAUUGAAGAUUUGUAUUCAUUAUCAAUAACGUAUAAAAUGAAUGUGAAAAAUAUUUAUAUUGAAUGUAAUAUAGAAAAUUUUCUCUCACAAGGAGUAAAAAUAGAUUAGUGUGUAACCUUACUACCUUUGUUUUUAAAUACCCAUUCUUACCGGUCAAAUGUUUACUCCCAUCGUUAUCGUUAGUCGUACAUUAACAACUGCUGUAAGAUGCAAACGGCGAGUUGUAGUCACGGGAAUAGGAAUAGUAUGUCCUCUUGGAAUUGGUGUACAAAAUGCCUGGCAAGCUCUCAUUAACUCCAAGUCAGGUAUUACGAAAUUAAGCAAACCCGAAUAUGAAAAAUUACCUUGCAGAGUCGCUGCAUUAGUACCAAAAGGAGAUGGACCUAAUCAAUUAAAUAUUGAUUCUUACUUUUCAAAAAGUGAGUUACGCACAAUGUGUCCUGCUACUGCAUAUGCAUUAAUUGCUACAGAGGAGGCAUUAAAUGAUGCAAAUUGGAAACCAGAAGCUGAAACAGAUAAACAAGAUACAGGAGUAGCAGUAGGGAUUGGAAUGAUAGAUUUGGUAGAUGUAUGCACAACAUAUGAAGCUUUAAAGAAGGGAUAUAACAAAGUCAGUCCAUAUUUUAUACCAAGAAUAUUACCAAAUAUGGCUGCUGGACAGAUUAGCAUUAAAUAUGGCUUUCGUGGACCAAAUCAUUCUGUAUCAACAGCAUGUGCAACUGGAGCACAUGCAAUUGGUGAUGCAUCUCGUUUUAUUCGUGGUGGGGAAACAAGUGUAAUGGUAUGUGGAGGAGCAGAAGCAUGCAUUAGCCCUCUUGCUAUAGCUGCCUUCUGUAGACUUAGAGCAUUAAGCACUAGUAAAAAUGAUUUUCCAUAUGAAGCAUCAAGGCCGUUUGAUAAAAACAGAGAUGGGUUUGUAAUGGGAGAAGGUGCUGCCAUAUUAGUAUUGGAAGAGUUAAAUCAUGCACUUGAAAGAAAUGCUAAGAUUUAUGGAGAAGUAUUAGGAUAUGGGUUAUCUGGUGAUGCAGCACAUUUAACUGCACCCAGUGAAGAUGGUACUGGUGCUAUACUAGCUAUGGAUAGAGCUGUGAAAGAUGCUGGUAUAGAAACUGUAGAAAUUACUUUUAUCAAUGCCCAUGCAACCUCUACUCCUUUGGGUGAUGCUAUUGAACUAAAAGCUAUAGAAUCAUUUCUAGGGCAACAUAGUAAAAAUGUCACUGUGUCUAGUACAAAAGGUGCUCAUGGUCAUUUGCUGGGAGCAGCAGGAAAUUUAGAAGCUAUUUUUACUAUUCUAGCAAUAAGAGAUGGCAUAAUCCCGCCAACAUUAAACUUGCAUAAUUUAGAUGUAGAAACGAAUUUAAAUUUUGUUCCUAAUGUAAAAAAGAGCUGGAAUUCAACUUCAAAGCGGGUAGCUCUAAAAAAUGCUUUUGGUUUUGGAGGGACAAAUGCGUGCUUAUGUUUUGCACAAUACAACGAAUAAACGCAUUACUACGAAACUACGAUACUUCUGUAAAUCAUAAUAACAAACACAACAUAACAUGAACUAGUCAUUCCUCAAUGUACAUUAAUUAAUACAUACACUGUAUCUGCAAGAAACAUAUGCAUAAUUUUACUCCUUUAUGGUGAUAUAAAAUAAUAUUAAGCUACGAUAUAAUAGCUCAAAUAUUUUUUAAUAUUUUUGUGUAGUAUACGACACAAAACUCAUGUAAUAUAUUAUGUAAAGAAAGACAUUUUUAUAUUAUGUAUUAUUUGUAAAAGAUUGUACAGAGAAAUGUAAUUUGAAAUUAUAUAAUACAUAGUGGAAUGCAAUA